CCAGUCACACGCCGCACGUCGAAGCGUUCGCUUCCGACGACGCUCCGCCACGGCGCCAAUUCGUCACGCAUAUCGCUGUUACCAUACGAUUGUUAGUUGUCCCGCCUCUCAGAAUCUGCGACGCUAUUUACGGAGGUCUCUUUGCUACCGGCGUUCAGGACAAACUCAGGUCGAGUGGACACAUGCGACUCCUGCCGCAGAGUUGAGGCCUGAUGGCAGCGGAAAGUGGCUGCGACGACCGGUCAGAGGGUAACACUGCGCCUCGCAUGCCAAUGCGGCUAGUGGAUCCACAGCUUCGAGAUGCGUCUGCGACAGAGCCUACGGAACACGAGGCACAUUCACCAGAUCAAAACGAGCACGGCCUCGUGUGUGGCUUAGCUGGGUGGACUCCCAGUUGGCUCCAACGCUUCGCCAAUGUUAACACGUACACUGUGUUAUGGGGGAUGCUCGGUAUGGCCGAAAUAGCUAUCAACUCCUACCUCGGCGCUAUCAUCAACACUCUCGAGAAAUCCUUCGAGCUGACCACCACUACUUCAGGUGUCAUCCUGGCGGCUUUCGAGGUGUCCAUUUUGGUGUGCACUGUAGUGCUGAACUACCUGGGCAGCCGCGGGCACAAGCCGCGCUGGGUAGCCGCGGGUGCGGCGGUGCUCGGCAUCGCCUGCUUCUCGAGACUUGUCCUCUACCUGGCCCUGGGGCCAGGCCAACGAGCACUCGCCCUCACCAGGGAGCACGGCGAGCUGGAGGACCACCUGUCUGCCAACAGCACUGCUCCAGCGUGGCAGCUGUGCGGAGCCGCAGCGCCUGCCGCCGACUGCCCGCGUGACAGCGCCGCUGACGUCACAGCAGCGGCCGCCGAUACACUCAGCACACCGGCGUUGCUGCUGGUCGCUUCUCAGCUGCUGAUGGGCGCCGGGGCCUCCCUGCCGCUGUCUCUGGGACUCGCCUACAUGGACGACAACGCACCCAGAAACAAAGCUCCGCUGCUCAUAGCGGCGUCGCAGUUCGUGCGCAUGUUCGGACCGACCGUGGGCUACCUGUUGGCGUCUUACUCGCUGAGCAGAUUCGUUGCACCUGGCCUCACACCCCUUAUCGACGAGACAGAUCCGCGCUGGAUUGGCGCCUGGUGGAUUGGAUGGGCGCCGCUGUCAGCGUUGGCUCUGCUGCUGGCUGUGCCGCUGAUGCUGUUCCCCCGCGAGAUGCCGGCCACGCGGCAACGCUCGUCCAAGUCGCCACGUCGAGUCCUGGAGAGGUCACUAGCCGACUUCUGGAAGAGUACACGGCGCCUGCUAGGUAACCGCCUUAUGAUGUGCAACACCUUCAGCAGUGUACUGUUCAUGUUCGGCAUGUCAGGCAGCUGGGCGUACAUGCCCAAGUACAUGGAGACGCAUUUCCAGCAAUCUGCAUCCACCUCGAGCCUCGUAUUAGGGUCCUUCGGCCUGGUGUCGACCGCGCUGGGCCUGGCCGCAUCGGGCGUCGUCAUCUGGCGGUUCCAGCCCCGGCCUCGCUCUCUGGCAGCCUGGAAUGUUGUUGUUGAACUCAUCGACGCAUUUGUGCGGGUCGGCUGGGCCUUCAUAGCAUGCGCAGAUGACUACAUGUCCGGCGCCCGGUCGUCAGAUGGACGGUGGAACAUGACGUCAGACUGCAACAACGCGUGCUCCUGUGGACCACACGUGACGUUCUCUCCCGUGUGUGACGAGGGCAGCGGCGACACUUACUUCUCCCCGUGUCAUGCCGGCUGCAGCGACGGCUACGUCAUCAAUGGUACAACGGUGUUCGGCAACUGCAGCUGCUUGCCGGGGUCUGGGACAGCGACGGCAGGUCCCUGCCCGACGGACUGUGCCUCCGUCUUCAUUGCCUUCCUCGUCACUCAGAGCGUCCUCCAGUGUCUGGAGGCGAGCGGACGCGCGGGCAACGCACUGCUGCACUUCAGGUGUGUUGACGAGAUUGACAAAGCCCAGGCAGUAGCUUUUGCUGAGGUGAUGAUGACUGGUUUCGCAUACAUUCCAGCACCAAUAAUCUAUGGAAUGAUCAUUGACUCUAGCUGCUUGGUGUGGAGUGAGACGUGCGGAUCACGCGGCAACUGCUGGCUCUACGACGUGGCCCACAUGCGUCACGCCCCAAAUAUCUUGGCGGCAGGUUUCCUGUUUUCGGGCACGUUUCUGGACAUUGGCGUGUGGUACUACGCCAAGGACGUACGGUUGUACGACGAGGAUGAGAAUGUCGGCGGUGGAGAAGACCGCGACUUGAAACUUUCUACUCUUGCCGCUGCACUGUCGUGAACACAGCCUCUCCAGACAGAUGAUAUUACUUCCUGAAGGACGCCUGCCGCACUGUCACUGUCAACGAGAGCGUGCUUUUACAAAGUCUAGGGUUUCUUGGAAAGUGGGUUCCCAAAUCCCUUCCAGACUUUGAGGAAAGGUAAUGAUGUCUUGUGAGCUGAUGGAUAUCACGAAUCGAUCCUUUAACGAAAAAUUUUACGUUGUGACUCCCUCAAAAGACUGAUGUUCUUCUGCCCUUGUAGUACCCGUCAUCUGGAAGCGGGCUUCCCAGCUUGCUUUCUAGACAAGCAGACGUGGAUUCAAGGGAAGAGUCACGCAUGUCAAGGUCCACUUCAAACAACAAUUCAGUAAAUCAAUUUAAAUUUUUGCACACAUCAGCUUCCAAAAUUUUUCAAACUUAUUUCAUUAAUGUAGCAUACCAGCUAAGAGUGUCAACGGUGGCAAGAAAUCUACUUCAUAGUUGCUUCCCUGAGAGACAGGCUGGUGGACUGACCAGUUGCAGAAAGCAUUCCAGCUAGUAAUGGUGCCCAUUCACAGACUGACUACGUCUCUGUGACAAACAGCAAAUCUGUCAUCCUGUAAUAGCACCGUUUAAAUUUUGAUUCUUAAAUUCUGAAAUAACCUAUUCACCUAACCUUUGACGUAUGCGGCCGUUACCCAAUGGUUAAGACGAUCAAUUCUGGCAACGGAGAUGUUACAACCAGCUUUUGCUAUUUGAUAGUAUUACUCUCGGCAAAAUAUUAGCUUUGAUAUAGUCAAAAUCACUGCGAAUUUGCACUGUAUAAAAUAAUAUAUUCUCAUUAAACACAAUGGAAUAUAAGUACCACAUUCGUUUACACAUUUCAUCAUGUCUAAUCUCAGCAUACUUCUAGUAUGUCAAAAUUUUGUCACAUGCUAUUAUACUGAUGGGUACCAUCAGUCCACUCUCCAGUCCGAUGGCUGGUGCAGUUGUCACGAACACAUAGCAUCGGAACUUAGUACUUUUAUAUUUGCUAUUUUGUAAAACCAAGCGUUUUUUGUCAUUAACUGCUAUAAUGAUAACGAUUUGCUGAGGAUCAACCCAUAGUGAUAGGGACAUUUAGCAUUCUCGACACUCAGCAAUCGGUCGUUUUCCUAUUAGUGACGUGUGUAAUUGACUCAUCUCUGGGUAAUGGAUCAAGGAUCCCUUACCUUGUCAUCCUAAAAGACUUUUUGAAAGAAAAUAGAAAAUGUUAUUAAUUAUUACCAAAAAAGAAGAUAAAUAACAUGAAUUUAAUAAGAAAUAAAAUUACAAUGUUUUGUGGGCAAAUUCCCUCUCAUUCCAGUAGUGAACUGUUUCUGCAGAAAUAUUUUAGAAAAAAUUAUAGUACAUCUUA
Messenger RNA from Schistocerca serialis cubense, 3634 nucleotides. Its product is annotated as solute carrier organic anion transporter family member 74D-like. NCBI's taxonomy places the organism in Eukaryota, Metazoa, Arthropoda, Insecta, Orthoptera, Acrididae. Gene Ontology annotation, molecular function: protein binding. The coding region runs from base 213 to 2279 and encodes 688 amino acids. Gene Ontology annotation, biological process: transmembrane transport; sodium-independent organic anion transport. Gene Ontology annotation, cellular component: membrane. The transcript is spliced from 14 exons. The record is from RefSeq and is a predicted model, not a curated record.